Drosophila obscura is the source of this 1034-nucleotide messenger RNA. RefSeq names its product carbonic anhydrase 14 (gene CAH5). NCBI's taxonomy places the organism in Eukaryota, Metazoa, Arthropoda, Insecta, Diptera, Drosophilidae. Gene Ontology annotation, cellular component: cytoplasm. The record is from RefSeq and is a predicted model, not a curated record. Bases 52 to 981 code for a protein of 309 amino acids. Gene Ontology annotation, molecular function: zinc ion binding; carbonate dehydratase activity. The transcript is spliced from 5 exons.
AGUCUUUUUGAAAUCUCCUGCGAGAGCAGAACGGCCAGAAAGAAUUAAAAAAUGUUUCCUUUGCCUACUCUCGGCUGCCUGCUGGUUCUCACCUGCUCCCACGCCUUGUUAAAUAUAUCUGAGGAAUAUCCGACUGCCAUAAAGUUCGACCAGAAGGAUGACGUGACAGACGGAGACUUUAGCUACGAAGAUCAGGACAACUGGGGAGGCAUAUGUCAGACGGGAGACGCACAGUCGCCUAUUUAUCUGAAUGAAGAAACUGUCGUGAACAUGGACGUCCCACGCGUUCGCUUCAACUACUAUAAUGGUACCCUGCAAAUGCCUCUGGUUCUGUCGAACAAUGGCCACACAGCCAGCUUGGAAAUAACACCCACCCAGCUGGGACCGCGGGCCUACAUCACUGGUGCUUUGCUGCCGGGCGAAUUUGAGGCCCAGAGCGUGCAUUUCCAUUGGGGAGAUAGGUACAGUGGAGGCGCGGAGCAUGUAAUAGCCUCUAUGCGGACAGAGGCAGACGCGGAGAUGCACAUCGUGCACAAGAAUAAGCGCUAUGCCACCGCCUCGGAGGCCAGUAUGCAUCCGGAUGGCCUGGCCGUGCUGGCUGUGCUGAUCAGCUCCGUGAGGGUGCCAACCCCCAUGGAAACCGGCCUCAUCAAGAUCUUCAAUCGGCUGCCUCGCAUUGUUCGGUACAACUCUAGAACCACAAUAACUGAGCGCUUCCAAGUUGACGAGCUGCUGGAAAAUGUCAGUAGGGGACGGUUCUUCACCUAUAAUGGAUCGCUGACUACGCCGGACUGUGCCGAGGCUGUUACAUGGAUUGUGUUCCGAGAUGCAAUCGCUCUGAACUAUCGACUAAUUGAGAGACUGUGGAACUUAAGGGAUUCACGCUCGAUGCGCAUUGUCAACAACUAUCGCGCAUUACAAAGCAGAAAUGGAAGGCCAGUAUACUAUCGCAAUCUACGAGGUUUAAAAAAUAUUUUGUAAUUUUUAUAAAAUUAAGAAUUUUGAAAUAUAUUCAAAAGUAGCUUUUUCCACUU